AUGGGUCAUGAUGUUUUGAUUGCAUGUGUUGGGAAACCAAGUGCUGGAAAAUCAUCCUUUUUAAAUGCUAUAUCGGAUGCCACUGCCAAAGUCGGCAAUUUUCCAUUCACUACCAUCAAACCUAACCAGGGGAUGGCAUAUGUCCUCAUCGACUGCCCAUGUAGCCGAUUUGACAAGCAAUCGUUGUGUAAACCUCGAUAUGGAAAAUGCGUCCAAGGAAAACGGCAUGUUCCUAUUAAAAUUCUAGAUGUCGCUGGAUUGGUUCCAGGUGCUUCUCAAGGAAACGGUCUUGGAAACCAAUUCUUGGAUGAUUUACGUACUGCAGAUGCACUGAUUCAUGUGGUAGAUGUAUCUGGAACGACAGAUGAAUCAGGAAAAGUAACUGUUGGAUAUAAUCCUAUCAACGACAUUGAUUGGCUCAAGUCAGAGAUUAGCAACUGGAUAUAUUUUAAUCUGUGGAAAAAAUGGGGAAAUAUUGUUCGUCGACACAUGGCAACCAGAUCGUCAACGGCCGAGACAUUGCAAUUGCAGUUUAGCGGAUACGGUGCUAAUUUGGCAAUGGUAAAUCGAUUUUUAGAUAAAUUUCCUGAUAAAAGAUCAUUAGACAUGUGGAACAGCGAUACCGUUAUGAUGAUGGUCAAUGCAUUCAUAGCAGAGCGAUUUCCCACUCUAGUGGCACUCAACAAGAUAGAUUUGCCAGACUCUGACAAAAAUAUUGAUCUUAUUAGCAGGAAAUAUGGCCAAGACAACAUUGUUUUGGUCAGUGCGCUUGCCGAAACAUUUUUGCGCAAACUGCACAAGCAAAAAUUCAUAAAGUAUCAUGAAGGAACAGAUGUGUUUGAGCUUGCUGAAGAUCAAGUUGAUCCUAGUGUCGAAGAAAAGCUUUUGACUUUGGAUGACAAGGCACGAAAUCGACUAGAGCGCGUUCAAGACCUGGUCUUGUUUCGGUAUGGCCAUACAGGUGUCCAAGAAUGUUUACAGCAAAUGAUUGCUCUGUUAAAACUAGUGCCAGUGUUUCCUGUACGCAACAUUAAUAGCUUUUCAAGCUCGAGCGGUACACGCAUGGGUGGAGUGUUUCGAGACUGUAUGUUUGUACAGCCUGGUACUACAAUCAGACAGUUGGCAGGAAUGGUUCAUCCAGAUCUUGACAAGUACUACCAGUAUGCAGAGACUGUUGGCAGUAUUCGCCUUGGUGAAGACGAUUUGGUUACGCUGGAUAAUAAUAUUGUCUCGUUCAAGACCUAUGUGGAGAUUCGUCCACCCAAAGCAGGUGGAUAA
Messenger RNA from Batrachochytrium dendrobatidis JAM81, 1278 nucleotides. RefSeq lists its product as uncharacterized. The coding region runs from base 1 to 1278 and encodes 425 amino acids. NCBI's taxonomy places the organism in Eukaryota, Fungi, Chytridiomycota, Chytridiomycetes, Rhizophydiales. Gene Ontology annotation, cellular component: cytoplasm. The record is from RefSeq and is a predicted model, not a curated record. The transcript is spliced from 9 exons. Gene Ontology annotation, molecular function: GTP binding; ATP hydrolysis activity.